AUGGAUUCGGCACAGAAAGCAACCCUGUCCUUCCUCAGCACUAGCCUUCCCAGCUGCAAAGUACACACUCCCGACUCUCCAGACUACGAAGACCUACGAAAGACAUACGUCAACUCGAGCGCCCGCCCCUUUGCCAUCGCGCGACCUCAAAAGGCCGAGGACGUCCAGUUACUAGUUCGGGCUUGCCGCGAAAAUGGUGUCGACUUCAGUAUUCGAACCGGCGGACACAAUUGCGUGGGCCGGGCGCUGGUCGACAACGCCUUGACGAUCGACAUGCGCGAGAUUGACUACGUCAAGGUCAGCGAGGAUAAGAAAACGGCCAGGGUAGGUGGCGGUGUGCUUCUGGGUGGAUUGCUGAAGGCUCUGGGGGAACAUGGCCUGGUCACACCAUCAGGUUCAGUGGCCUCCGUCGGCUAUGUCGGAUGGAGCACACUUGGUGGUUACGGUCCUCUCUCGAGCCUUCACGGCCUUGGUGUUGAUCAGAUUGUGGGCGCCAAGAUUGUGGACAACAAAGGCGAUAUUGUCGAUGCCGAGGCAGACCUGCUCAAGGGUAUACGGGGAGCCGGUCCAAUCUUCGGCCCCAUCGUUGAACUCACGAUCAAGGUGUACCCGCUGGAUAAGCUACUGGUUGGGACACUAGUCUUUGAUUCCACGGACAUGCAAGCCAUUUGGCGAAAGCUGACACAGGGGCUUCAAAAUAUCACAUUGCCUGAUCCGCUGCAAGUUCAGAUUUUCGCCAUGGACUUCCCCGGCGCCGGUAAGGUCUUGGCUGCUAUCACGACCUGGGCCUCGGACGAUCACGACGAGGGUCGUAAAUGGAUCGACAAAGUGGCCAGUCUGGGCACGUGUAUCAUGACCACGACGGACGCAAAGACGCCUGCGACAUACGCAGAGGAUAACGAGAAGCUGGCGCCCUACGGCGUGUACGGCCGUUCUUUCACCCUCAACGUCAGGGAGUUCACGGAAGAAACCGCCAAGGUAUUGGCCGAGUACAGCCAGCAAGUCCCUAGCGGGAAUUGCAUGAUUUCCGUUCACAGCCUCCGCCUGCCCAAAGAGAACGGGGACUCUGUGUUUGGGGCACGAGAGGUCCAUCACAUGGUUGAAAUGGUGUCCAUGGGUGUCGACCCGGCGCUGGAAGCACAGGCGACCACAUGGGGCCAGGCGCUCCAGAAGGCACUGUGUGAGCGUGAUUCGGGCAACAUCCUCGAUAGCGCAUAUAUCUCGCUUCUCGACUAUGACGAUGCCGACGUCGCAAAGAUUUACAACAAGCACCUGGACACCCUGGUCGGCUUGAAGAAGAAAUAUGACCCGGAGAAUGUGUUUCACCACGCAGCACCGAGAUUGCCAGUCCAGUAG
This is a messenger RNA of Emericellopsis atlantica, 1356 nucleotides long. RefSeq lists its product as uncharacterized. The transcript has 3 exons. Bases 1 to 1356 code for a protein of 451 amino acids. The record is from RefSeq and is a predicted model, not a curated record. Gene Ontology annotation, molecular function: FAD binding; oxidoreductase activity. Lineage: Eukaryota; Fungi; Ascomycota; Sordariomycetes; Hypocreales; Bionectriaceae.